GUGAGCUCUGCUCUGAUAAUUAACAAUGAGGGUCAACAUUUCAGCUGGCUGUGUUGUGGUGGCUCUCCUGUGUGUGUUUCUUGUGAGCGAUUCGGUUGUGGGUGAUGAAGAUCCUAAGGUUAAGGACGAUAAACACUUGUUUUUUAAGCGCCCAGUCCCGCAUUUUGUUAAGGGAGGAGGCCUAGGUGGAGGCAUUGGUGGAGAAGGUGGCCUAGGGCAUGGGAUUUAUAGGAAGGGGUUUAAGCAUGGAAGAUUUCCUCGAGGUGGACUUGGCGGCGGUCUAGGAGGCUCAGGUGGGCUUGGCGGUGGCGCAGGAGGUGGGUUAGGAGGUGGCGGUGGCCUUGGAGGAGGGGGUGGUCUAGGGGGAGGUGCUGGAGGUGGGUUGGGAGGCGGUGGAGGUGCAGGAGGCGGUUUAGGCGGAGGAGCUGGAGGUGGUUUAGGCGGAGGUGCUGGUGGAGGUUUAGGCGGCGGAGGUGGACUUGGCCACGGUGGGGGUCUAGGUGGCAGAGGUGGACUUGGACAUGGUGGGGGUCUAGGUGGAGGAGGUGGACUUGGCCACGGUGGCGGUGCUGGAGCCGGUGGUGGAGCUGGAGGAGGUGGUGGCCUUGGCGGUGGAGCUGGAGGAGGUGGUGCAGGUGGAGGCUUUGGCGGUGGUGCAGGUGGCGGGGCUGGAGGAGGUGUUGGAGGUGGUGCUGGUGGAGGGGGUGGGUUUGGGGGUGGUGGAGGAGUUGGUGGUGGAGCCGGUGCUGGAGGAGGGUUUGGAGCUGGUGGUGGAGUAGGGGGCGGAGGAGGUGGUGGGUUUGGUGGAGGUGGCGGAGGUGGUUUUGGUGCUGGUGCUGGGGCUGGCUUCGGUGGUGGAGCUGGAUUCGGAGGUGGCGGCGGUCACUAGCUAAUUAACUCACGAGUUUCUGCUGCAACUGCAGAAAGGAAUGAAUUAAUUUACUGCUGAUUAACUACGUUAGCUAUUUCCUUAUUUUGGAGUUUUAUUCUUCUUUCCUCUUUAAUCCUGCAAUUUCUAGCUCAAUCUAAGAAUGUCUUCUUCAAUCUUCAUGCAAACGAAGAGAAAAGUGUAUUCUUUGUGCAUGGGAAGCAUUUUGUUAUUUUACAUAUAAUUUCCCCCUUA
Messenger RNA from Rosa rugosa (rugosa rose), 1123 nucleotides. Its product is annotated as glycine-rich protein 23-like. Lineage: Eukaryota; Viridiplantae; Streptophyta; Magnoliopsida; Rosales; Rosaceae. Bases 26 to 889 code for a protein of 287 amino acids. The record is from RefSeq and is a predicted model, not a curated record. The transcript has a single exon.